This is a messenger RNA of Cinclus cinclus, 1503 nucleotides long. Its product is annotated as cytochrome P450 2W1. The transcript is spliced from 9 exons. Gene Ontology annotation, biological process: xenobiotic metabolic process. Gene Ontology annotation, cellular component: intracellular membrane-bounded organelle; cytoplasm. The coding region runs from base 1 to 1503 and encodes 500 amino acids. Lineage: Eukaryota; Metazoa; Chordata; Aves; Passeriformes; Cinclidae. Gene Ontology annotation, molecular function: heme binding; oxidoreductase activity, acting on paired donors, with incorporation or reduction of molecular oxygen, reduced flavin or flavoprotein as one donor, and incorporation of one atom of oxygen; iron ion binding. The record is from RefSeq and is a predicted model, not a curated record.
AUGUCUUUUUUAAUUUCACUUCUCUCUGAUCCUGCAUUAGUUAGUCUGCUGUGUGCAGCAGUAUUAUUAGCUGUAGCUUAUUUUUCGACUGGCUAUAAAAAUUCAGCUUUUAAAUUACCUCCUGGUCCAACUCCUCUUCCGAUCAUUGGUAACCUGCACUUGGUGGAUCUUAGAAGGCAAGAUAAAUCACUAAUGAAGCUUGCAGAAAAAUACGGCCCCAUCUUCACCCUCCACUUUGGGUUCCAGAAAGUUGUGGUUCUGACCGGGUAUGAAGUUGUGCGAGAGGCGCUUGUGAACUACACAGAGGAGUUUGUAGACAGACCAUCCAUCCCAAUAUUUGACCAAAUUCAGAACGGAAACGGUCUGUUCUUCUCCAUCGGGGAGCUGUGGCGGACCACGCGGAGAUUCACCGUGUCCAGCAUGCGCAACCUCGGCAUGGGGAAACAAAUGAUCGAAGGCAGAAUCUUCGAGGAGCUUCACUUCCUCAUUGACAUGAUCAAAUCCUUCAAAGGGGAACCUUUCAGCCUGCCGUCCUUCAACUGCGCUCCCAUCAACGUCACCUUCGUCAUGCUCUUUGGGGACAGGUUUGACUACAAGGACCCAACAUUUCUCACUCUCUUAAGACUCAUAGAUGAAGUUAUGAUUCUUCUGGGAUCCCCAAAUUUAAACUAUUUCAAUUUCUACCCAUUCCUUGGAUUUCUUUUCAAAACCCACAAGAUUAUGCUCAAGAAAAUCGAUGAUGUGCGUGCCAUUUUAAGGCAGUACAUGAAGGCGAGCAGGGAGGAUAUCAACGAGAACAGCGUGAGGAGUUACAUUGAUGCACUGAUAUUCAAGCAACAAGAGGAGAAAAACAAGAAAGACAGCCUCUUCCAUGAUGACAACUUAAUGGCAUCCAUACUUGACCUGGUCAUGGCUGGAACAGAGACCAUUGCCACCACGCUCCAGUGGUCCAUCCUGCUCAUGAUGAAAUACCCAGAGAUUCAAAAAAAGGUUCAGGAGGAGAUUGGGAGAACGGUCAAAGCUGGGAGCUGGGCCACGUACGAGGACAGGAAGAACAUGCCCUACACCAACGCAGUGCUGCACGAGGUGCAGAGGUUCAUCACCCUCCUGCCACACGUGCCCCGCUGCACUGCUGUGGACACCUACUUCAGGGGCUACUUCCUUCCCAAGGGUAUAAUUGUAAUCCCAUCCCUUACCUCAGUGCUGCUGGAUAAGACACAAUGGGAGACACCACAUCAGUUCAACCCCAACCACUUUCUCGAUGCUGAAGGGAAUUUUGUAAAGAAAGGUGCUUUCCUGCCCUUCUCCACAGGGCGACGGAACUGCAUCGGAGAAAGCCUGGCCAAGAUGGAGCUGUUUGUCUUCUUUGUAGGGCUGCUCCAAACAUUCACUUUCCGACCCCAGCCGGGCGUUUCAGAGUCUGACUUGGACCUCACCGUGCCCCAAACGACUUUCACAUUAAGGCCUCAGCCUCAGGCAACCUGUGCUGUCCUGAGGGAAUAG